GCGCCGUUUCCUGUUGGCAAUAGCAGCCAUUUACGUCAUGACCGUUUUGCAAAAACAAUCUUGUGUCCCUUGAAGUUGCAGCGUCACUGCAUACCAUUCACUUACGCCUCAAAGCUGCAUGUUCGAAAUUUCGUUUCCCUUUAAUGUUGCAUGGCUCGCAAAUUGAACCGAAAGACUUCUAACUAUCUAAUUUCUGACCUGGAUUUGUCAAAAAAGUGCAUGUUGCACUGCCAUAUUCCCUUGCUAACAUCAGGCCCUAGAUUAGCUCUUGCCAGGUAUCACCAUGGACGCAGGAACUAACCCUUCUUCCCGCGCCGGUGAAAUGCCAGCCAGCGCCGAUGCAAACCCCGCCGCCGGCGACCAAGAACAGGGAACCGGCAUCGUGGAUCUUCUACCAAUACCGGACAACAUCCAACCGGUGACGGACCCCACCCAUAAAGACAACCAUAGCACCAAUGGAGUGCUCGAGCUGAACCAUGGACGUACCGAGGCGGCGGAUUUGGGAUGGCACGAAAAGAAGCAGAACAUUGCAGAGCCUCUGAUCGGAGGUCUCUCCAACGAGGAGCUCUGGAUCUUGGUUAGGCGAUUCAACAAGCAAAUGUACCAUGUGAAAGCAUCGCCUUACCCGGUAGCAGGAAAUCUUGACUUGAACUUUGCAGAGGAAGAAGAGUUCUCGCCCGACAAAUUGCGGGCAAAGCUGGAGCGACUUUACACGACUGUGAUUGUUGGACUGCUGGCGACUGUCAAACAUGUUGCCCGUCUUCGAUCUUGGAGAGAGUCUAGGCGGACUGCAUGUUUCUGUGCUGCCUACGUUUUUGCAUGGACCUUCGACUGCCUUGUUUUCCUCUUGUCGGCCACCGUUCUCACUCUUAUAGUGUAUGCACCAUCCCGAGCCUUUCUGUUCCCACCAGCCCCCAUGUCACUCGUCAGCAGCAAACACGGCGGUGUGCAAAAACCCAAAUCUGGUGUUCUUGGAAGCCAUGACAGCGUCACAGGAGCGCCAGAGAACCACAAGGGCGAGGCUGUCGAGCAGGAAGCAAGCAACUUUGUCAACGGAAUGACUUCGGUCGCCCUCAGCAGUGCUGUUGGCAAGCAUCCGCAAGACGAUGCGGAUGGCGAAGAUGGCGCACUGGACUCGGCCGGCGGACCAGACCCUACCACCAUCGCUGUCGGUACGGCCGAUGCGAGGGAGAAGGCUCAGGGCAAAGAUACCGAUGCCAGCAAAGACAAGACAAAGGUGCCCAUGGAGACGGCCAUGUGGACAAAGAUGCGCCCCAUUAUGCACGCUAUCACUGAAGUGACUGACACCUGGGAGCGAUUUGCCAACGCGCUUUCACCAACUCGACCUUUCCCCCAAGAGGUUGCUCGCCUCCGCCUUGGCACUCUCGUUCUUCCAGUGGUUGCUGCAUCGCUACUUGUGUCAUCCUACGUUUUUGUCAAAGCGAUAACUGCAGGUAUCGGCUUUGUAUUCUUUGGGGAGCCCAUAAUUACCCGGGGACUGAACUGGUUGAACAGGACGGUGCCCAAUUGGCAGAAGCUCUUGGAGUUACGAAACACCGCACUCAAAGGUGUCCCGACUAAUGCUCAGCUCACAAUCACGCUUCUUCGAAUUGGCGAGAACAACAAAGCACCCGUCCCACCACCCCCUAGAAUUACCGAUGGACCGCCUGACCAGCCGGCUCAUGUUACCGAUGAACACCUUCGGGCCACUGGAGCCGAGCCUCCCCUCAAUGCCACUGCGGAGGAGCUAGAUGAAGCCAUGGCCCACAACCCACGAACCAAGUACGAGACGGACGGUACAGACAUUGAAGCAUCCAAGUCGAGCAAGCACGGCAAGGUGGGGAGCAAGAUCAUGGGUCUUUUCAAGGGAACCUCGAAAGGUGGUGUGAAGACGGCAAUCGGUACAGACACGAUGCGCGCAAAGGUCCUUGGUUCGCAUCCUGCCAAAGAGAGACUGGGUGUUGUGCCACCCAAGAAGGGAGAGACGGACAUCAAGACGGGCCCUGUAGAGUUCAAGGCCCGACACGAGGGUAGAAAGGGUCGCAUCUACAUCAGCGCGACACCGGCACUUGUUGGCUUCAGCACCAAGGAGGGUGAUAGCGACGAUGGACACAAGGCCAGCGAAGAUGUAGUGCACCCCGAGUGGAGCGUUGCCGUUUCUGAGAUAGCGGAGCUCAGGAAGUUUGGCGGGUAUGGAUGGAAGGCGAAGCUCAUUGUGGGUUGGUCGCUGGAGCGAAAAGUUGAGGACGGCCUUGAGAUUAUUACGCACAGUGGCAAGAGCUUCAAGGUUACGGCUUGUCCGCUGCGUGAUGAGCUCUUCAACCGUCUCGUCGCUAUGGGCGGCCAGAAAUGGGUUGCAUGGUAGACUGCUGAGAUAUUACAGAUUCAAUGUCUGCCAUUGUAUGUUGAUCAAACUUUAACGAAUUCAGUCCCAUGUACUCUAAAUUCUAGCGAGCAAAUUUAGCCAACACUGUGGCUUAUCAGUAUUGCUUAAACCUGCUUUGUUUAUUUGCAGGGUUACAUACAUUUCUUUCAAAUCAGAUUACCCUCUACACAACCAACCGAAAAUGAAUACGUUUAC
Messenger RNA from Pyricularia oryzae 70-15, 2581 nucleotides. RefSeq lists its product as hypothetical. The record is from RefSeq and is a predicted model, not a curated record. The coding region runs from base 284 to 2365 and encodes 693 amino acids. Lineage: Eukaryota; Fungi; Ascomycota; Sordariomycetes; Magnaporthales; Pyriculariaceae. The transcript has 6 exons.